Molecule: messenger RNA, 352 nt
Organism: Colletotrichum phormii
Lineage: Eukaryota; Fungi; Ascomycota; Sordariomycetes; Glomerellales; Glomerellaceae
Exons: 1
Coding region: 74-265 (63 amino acids)
Source: RefSeq, a predicted model, not a curated record
UAAACAGCACGAGAGGCUGGUGGCCGUAGUAGAGGUACAGUCCGCCGUAGUUGAGCAGGCACUCCUCAAGACGAUGUCAAACAGGCCCGCGAGGCCGAGGAAGACCAACAGCGUUUUGUUGCUUACCCCGCGCAUGAGGGCGCCAAAGAUGGAGCAUCCUAGCACGGCGCCAAAGGACCACCAGAUGAUGCCGACAUAUACAUCGAAUUCCCGGCCGAGAAAGGUGAACAUGAGCUGGGACGGGUCGUGGGAUUGCGACCAGUAGCAGUUUGCGAGGUAGUUGUCGACGGCCUCGGGCAGGACGCAGGUCGCGGCGCCGAGGGUCAGGGCCGUGGGGACGGUGGAGGACCAG